Molecule: messenger RNA, 12722 nt
Organism: Phyllotreta striolata
Lineage: Eukaryota; Metazoa; Arthropoda; Insecta; Coleoptera; Chrysomelidae
Source: the annotation of a GenBank genome assembly
GUUCCAAACUUGCGCUAUAACAAAAUUAUUAGAUUCUGUUAUUUUUAAAUAAAUGCGAUACACAAGGUUAUAAUAUCAUGUCUCGUAGUCCUUACGUCGGUAACGUACAUUAUGAGCCAAAGCCGGAUCGAGGCUAUCAGAAGAGAACAAACAUGAGUCAAAGGGAUGAAGUUCAAAAAUUCGAACAGGGCCGGAUUCGGGUCCUGCAGGAGGAGCGUCUGCACAUCCAGAAGAAAACGUUUACCAAAUGGAUGAACUCGUUUUUACAAAAGGCCCGAAUGGAGAUCGAAGACAUAUUCGUCGAUUUGGCGGACGGCAAAAAAUUGCUAAAACUUCUGGAAAUAAUAUCGGGCGAAAAAUUAGCGAGGCCGAACAGUGGGAAAAUGCGCGUGCACAAAAUCGAAAACGUUAACAAAAGCUUGGCAUUUUUGCACACGAAAGUCCGGCUGGAGAGCAUAGGAGCCGAAGACAUCGUAGAUGGAAACCCCCGGCUCAUCUUGGGUCUGAUCUGGACCAUCAUCCUCAGAUUCCAGAUCCAAGAAAUCGAAAUACCAGAGGAUGAAGACAACGAAAGCUCCGAAAAGAAAUCAGCAAAAGACGCCUUACUCUUAUGGGCCCAGCGCAAAACCCACGGUUACCAGGAGGUCCACGUUCACGACUUCUCCUCUUCGUGGAGGAGCGGUCUGGCUUUCAACGCUCUCAUCCACUCCCACAGGCCGGACCUCUUCGAAUACGAACCGUUGAGGAACAACAAGAACAUCGACAAUCUGAAUCACGCCUUCGACGUCGCCAGCAACGAGCUGGGCAUCCCCAGUUUGCUCGACGCCGAAGACAUCGACACCUCCAGGCCCGACGAGAAGAGUAUCAUGACGUACGUGGCUUCUUAUUACCACACCUUCGCGCGGAUGAAGCAAGAAGAGAAGUCCGGCAGAAGAAUAGCCAAGAUCAUCAAGCAGAUGAUUGAUUCGGAUAAAAUGAAAUUCACUUACGACAAACUGACGACCGAUCUACUGGAUUGGAUAAAAAACAAGAUAGUGGAAUUGGAAGACCGGCAAUUUCCGAAUUCUCUGGAAGGCAUACAACACCUGCUGCUCCAGUUCGGGUACUACCGUACGCAGGAGAAGCCGCCGAAGUACAAGGAACGCAGCGAAAUAGAGGCUCUGUUUUUCAAUUUAAAUAGUCAACUGAAAGAACUAAGGCAGCCCGCUUUCACUCCUUCGGACGGGAAGCUGGUGCAGGACAUAGAGAGGUCCUGGGACACGCUGGAGAAGGCCGAGCACCGGCGUGAAGUCGCCCUGCGAGAGGAGCUGAUGAGGCAGCAGAGAUUGGACCAGUUGAUGUACAAGUUCGAGAAAAAGAGCACUCUGCGCGAGGGCUAUUUAAUCGAAAUGAUUCAAGUUCUAUCUGACCCGCGUUACGGCUCAAAUUUAGUGCAAGUAGAUGCCACUCUCAAGAAACACGAAGCCAUCAGCGCCGAUAUAUUGGCCAGGGAAGAGCGCGUCCACGAUUUAUCGCAAAUGGCCAAAGAGCUAAUAAAAGAGAAUUACCGAAACGCCGAUCGAGUCAAGGAAAGGGAAAACGAAAUCAUUCAGCAAUGGCAACAACUUAAAGCUUUGCUUGAAAAGCACAAAAUUAAUCUCAACAAAAUGGGUAGCAUAAUGUCGCUGCUGCGCGAAAUCGACUCCACUUUGGCCACGAUCGAGCAGCUUAGAUUCGACAUGGCCUCCUCCGAUACGGGCAUGCAUCUCAUGGCUGUAGAGGAGCUGUUGCACAAGCACGCUUUGCAGGAGCUGCAAGUGACCGCUUUUGGAGAAACCGAAAGGAGAUUGAACAGAACCAGCGACCAGUUACCCAUCCAAAACGAAAAGGAACAGGAAGUUCUGAAGAAAAAGCUGGACGAAUUGAGCAAAGCCUACGAAACGUUAAAAAAAGUAAGCGCUGAAAGAAAAGCUUUACUAGAAGAAGCGCGAAACUUCUAUCAGUUCCUCCAAGACCAAGAGGACGAGGAAGCCUGGCUAAUAGAAAAGCAACGGAUAUGCCAAGCGGGCAUCAUGGCCAAAGACCUGCGGGGCGUCCUGUCGCUGCAACAAAAACACAAAGCCCUCAUGGACGAGAUAAAAACCCGAAAGAACAAAUUCAACCAGCUGGGCGCCACCAGCAAGCAGCUGAUACUCGACAACCACCCGAGGUCCGCGGAAAUCCAGCAGCACGUCGACAAGAGCAAGAAGAACUGGGAACUGCUGGAGAAGCUGGCCCAGCAGCGGGCCAAGCAAUUGCAAGACGCCGCCGAGGCCUAUCAAUUCUACGGCGACGCCAACGAGGCCGAUUCGUGGUUGCACGAGAAAUUGGCUCUAGUUAGUUCCAACGACUGCGGAAUCGACGAGCUCAGCGCCAAGGCUUUGCUUCAAAGGCACAAAGAUUUGGACGGGGAGAUUAACGCUUACAACGGGGAUAUUCAGAGUCUAAACAGCCAAGCGGACAGAUUGAUAUCUUCCGGUAUCUCCACGUUGGACUUGAACACCGAACCCGAAGUCAGCGAGCCCAUCGAAGACGUUCAGUACGAAUUCAGAAUGUUGCCGACGGAAGUGUGGGUGGAAGAACCUGUCGAAAAGACCGAAUACAAAGUCAUCACGGAAGAGAAGAAAGUACCGCAGGUGAAAGCCCUCUAUCCGUUCGACGAUCACGGCCUGAGCAUGCUCAAAGGCGAAAUCAUGUUUCUGCUGAACAAAAGCAACCCGGAUUGGUGGUGCGUGCGCAAAGCGGACGGUACCGAUGGCUUCGCUCCAGCUAAUUACGUCGUCGAAAUCGAGCCGAGGAUCAUCCACAUCAACAUCAGGAAACCCGAGGUGGUGAAGACCGUGCAGAAAGUGAAGAAGACCAAAAUGGUCAAGACGAAGGUUCCCGUGAAGCAGGUGAUGAAGCAAUUGAAUCGCGCUCCGAAGAGAAAACUAGACGACAGCGACAGCGUGCCAAAGAGACAGAAGAACAUUAACGAUUCCUACAAGCAACUUCAGGAAUUGUCUGCCAAGCGGCAAGCCCUUCUGUUGGACGCCGUUAAACUAUUCACCUUUUACAAAGAAUGCGACGAUUUCGAAAAAUGGAUCAAAGACAAGGAAAAGCUACUCGCCACCGACGAUCCGGCCGACAGCAUCGAUCAAGCCAAGAGAAAAUACGAGAAAUUCCUCACCGACCUCUCGGCGAGCCAAAAGCGCAUGGACGCCCUGGACGCCGACGUCGCGGCGUUCGAACGCCAAAACCACUCGCAAAUCGACAAAGUGAAGAUCAGACAGCGGCAGAUCCAAGCCGCCUGGCAGCACCUGAACCACCUCAAGGCCGACAAGGAGAAGAGCCUCGAGGGCGCCAGCUCGGUGGAAUUGUUCAACAAAGUGUGCGAAGAGGCCAAGGACUGGAUGCUGGAGAAGAUGGACCAGCUGGACACCGCCGUGCUGGGCCACGACUUGAAGACCAUACAGGCGUUGCAGCGGAAACACGACAACUUGGAGCGCGAGCUCGCCCCCAUCGGAGAGAAGGUCAACAAGGUCAAUCUGUUGGGGAAUUCCGUGCAGAGCGCCUAUCCGAACGAAAGAACCAACGUUAUCAAGCAGCAACAGGACAUCGACGAUCUUUGGAGGAAGGUUAAAGACAAGGCGUUGGAGAGGAGGACGAGAAUCGAAGAUGCCGUGGGCCAACAGAUAUUCACUAAUAGCUCCAAGCAUCUUUUGAAUUGGGUGGCCGACAUCAAGAAACAACUCAACGCUGAUAAUGUCGUAAGGGACGUCCAAACGGCCGAAGCUUUGCUUAAAGCCCAUCAGGAUUUGGCGCAAGAGAUCAAAGCGAAAGACGAUGAGUUUAAGCAAGUGACCGGCCUAGGUCGCAAACUCCUCAAAUCCAACUCGGACCUUCCCGAGGUCCAAAACACCAUCGACAGGCUGCUGGCAGAGCAAGCCGCCAUAGCCAGAGGCUGGAAAGAGAAGAACAUCUGGCUGCAACAAUGCCUGGAGUUGCAAAUGUUUAACAAAGAAGCCGAUAAUAUCGAUGCAGUCACUUCAGCCCAUCAAGCUUUCUUGGAAUUCGCCGAUCUUGGUAACUCUCUGGACGAGGUUGAGGCUUUGCAUAAACAACACAGGGCUUUCGCUAACACACUGGCAGCUCAAGAUGAUCGUUUGACCGCUUUCGCCAAAAAGGCUGACGCUCUAAUAGCUGAGCAGCAUUACGAUGCUCAAGGCAUCGAAGAUAGGCUCAAUCAGGUCCUGGACAAGCGACGAGCCGUCAAAGAGGCUUCCCAAAAACGAGCGGACGUGCUCGACGCCUCUAAAAACUACCAGGAAUUCUGCGCCGAAGUGUACGACUUGCGUGCCUGGAUGGCCGACAAGCUCAAGACCGCCUCCGACGAAAACUACAGGGACCUGUCGAAUUUAGAGCGAAAGAUACAGAAACACGAAGCGUUCGAAAGAGAAUUGAGGUCCAACGAGGGCCAAUUGAGGACCAUCUCUAAAUUGGGAGUGGCGUUGAUCGCUCAGGACAGCUACAAGAAGGACGAAGUCGCCAAAACGUUGCAGGAAUUGAACAGGGAAUGGCAACAUUUGGUCGACACUUCGUUGCAGAAGGGCAGGAAGUUGCGACAGGCCGUUACGCAGCACGAAUACAACAAGAGCAUCGACGAUGUUAAGACGAAACUGUCGGAGAUUGGCGAGCAUUUGAGCAGUAAGAACGUCGGUACUGAUUUGAGAUCAUGCCGGGAGUUGAUCAAACAGCACGAUUCCAUCGAAAACGAAUUGGCCACGUGCAGCUAUCGCAUCGACGAGCUGCAAAGCCAAAGUCAAAAUCUCAACGAGGAGGGCCACUUCGAUUCGAAGGCGAUCAGCCAGAACGUCGGCGACAUACAGCAGGCCAUGAAGGACCUGCACGCGCCCGCGAAGGACAGACGAGCCAUCCUGGAGGAGUCCCUCGAAUUCCACAAGUUCGGUUUCGCCAUCGACGCGGAACUGCAAUGGAUAAAGGAGCAUUUGCCGUUGGUGUCGUCGCACGAUUCGGUCCAGAACUUGCACCAAGCGCAGAAUUUGUACAAGAAGAAUAAGAAAUUGCAAGCCGAGAUCGUCGGCCAUCAGCCGGUCAUCGAUAAAACCCUGGAAGACGGUCAAGCGUUGAUUGAAAAGAACCAUCCGGAAAAUCAACAAAUUCAAAACCUUUGCGAUACAUUGCAAGACGCUUGGCAAGAUUUGAAAAACAAAGCGGACGAAAGGGCGCACGAAUUGAACUUGUCGCUGAAAGCCCAACAGUUCUUCUUCGAAAUAAACGAGGUGGAAUCCUGGCUUAAUGAAAAAGACAACGUUUUAUCUAGUACAGACUCAGGAAGAGAUAGAGACGCUGCCACGAAGUUGCUGUCAAAACAUAAGGCAUUGGAACUAGAAUUAGAUACUUACAAUAACAUAAUAUCGGAAAUGGGUCACGGCGCGCAAGCGAUGAUCAAAUCGGGUCAUCCGAAUUCGAAGCAAAUAGACGAGAGACAAGCGGGCGUCGAACAUCUGGCAAGGUCUAUACAAAGGAAAGCCAUUGCCAGACAACAGAAAUUGAUGGAAUCCCUUUUCCGGCACGAGUACUUCGUCGAAUCCGGAGAAUUGGAAAGCUGGAUAGCGGAAAAUCUGCAACAGGCGUCUUCCGAGGAUUACGGACAGGAUUACGAGCAUCUAUUGCAAUUACAAGCCAAAUUCAACGAUUUAAAGUUAAGAGUCGAAGGUGGCUCCGAAAGGUACAAACAAUGCGAAGAUUUGGCGCAGAAAUUACUAGCUAGUGAGAGCCCGUACAGUGCCGAAGUCAAAGAGAAGCAAUUUAAAUUAGAGGAAGCAUGGCACAACCUCCAGGAUCAGCUGAAUUCGAGAGAGGCGCGUUUAGAGGCGGCCGGCGAAAUCCACCGGUUCCACCGCGACGUCGCCGACGCCUUGCAGAGGAUCCAAGAGAAGAACGCCGCGCUCGGUACGCACCUCGGUCGCAACCUAAACGCGGCGCUGACGUUGCUGAGGAAACACGAAACGUUCGAAAACGAACUGGUAGUGCUGGAGAUUCAGCUCCAAGUGCUGGUAGAAGACGCCUCGAAAUUGCAAAACCUCUAUCCUACGAACAGGAGCAACAUCCAGCAACAGCAGGAAUUGGUCGUCGAGGCUUGGAACGAUCUGAAAGAGAGGGCCGAUCUGAGGAAAGAUCAACUGCAAGCCAGCGUCGAUCUCCAGAAGUUCCUGGCUCAGGUUAGAGAUCUCUCCAACUGGGCGAACGGGUUGAUUUUAACGAUGAACGCCGAAGAGAACAUCAAGAACGCGUCGAGAGUGCAAGUGGUCAAAAGCGAGCAUGAAGCGCUCAAGAGCGAGAUCGAAGCCAGAGAUGAAGAUUUCAAAGAAGUCGCUGAAAAUUUAACGGCUAUGGAACAAACGGGUCACUAUGCAGCGGCAGAGGCGGUGGAAAAAUACAAACAACUGAUGGAAGAGAAAGACAAACUUCUCACCACGUGGCAACUGAGAAAAAUCCACCUCGACCAACUCUGCGACCUUCUCAUCUUCCUCAGGGAAACCAAGCUGAUCGAGGACGCCACCAACGCCCAGGAAGCCGCUCUGAACCACGUGGAAAUCGGCGAAACCGUCGACGAAGUCAGCAACCAAUUGAAGAAACACGAGGAAUUCGAAAAGUUGCUGCAAGUGCAGGACAAAAACUUCGAAGCCUUGCUGGCGUCCGGCAACAAACUGCUCAAUCAAAACCACUUCGAGAGCCCGCAAAUCGCUCAGAGAUUGUCGGAGGUGCAGGCGAAGCGGAAGAAAGUCCAUCAGUUGAGCGACGCCAAGAAGAAACACCUCGCCAACGGCUUGCUGUACACGGAAUUCAUCAGAGACGUCGCCGAAACGCAAUUGUGGAUCGCCGAGAAAGAGAAGAAGCUGAGCGCCAUGAGCAAAUCCGAAGUGUCCGAUCUGGAGGAUAAGAUCAAGGUGUUGCAGAAACACCAAGCGCUGCAAGCCGAAGUCGUCGCCAAUUCCGGCAGAAUCCAGGAAAUCAAACACAACGGCGAAACGCUGAUAAGAAAGAACCACAAGGCCUCCCAAGACAUCGCCGAUCAACUGGCGGACCUGGAGCACGCUUGGAGGAGGCUAAACGAAGAAGUGGAUCUCAGAGGAAAGGGCUUGGAAGAAGCCCAAGACAUCCUCGAGUUCAACACCCAAUUGGACAAAAUCGAAUCGUGGAUCAGAGACAAAGAAGUGCUUUUGCAAGCCGGAGACACGGGAAAAGAUUACGAACAUUGCCAGUUGUUGCAACGCAAGUUGGACGACGUCGAUAGCGACAUGAAAAUCGACGAUACCAAAAUCAAAACCAUCACGUCCCUGUCUAACAAACUAGCGCCGCAAGGACACCCGCACGUCAGAGAAAGAGGCGACAACUUAAUCAAGAAGUGGCACUCGUUGCAAAAAGCCCUAAACGAUUACAGGAAGAAAUUAAACGCCGCAUCCGACAUACAUCUCUUCGACCGCGACGUUGCCGAUACUCUCGAUCGAAUCGCCGAAAAAUGCGCCAUCAUGGAAUCCACGGAGGUCGGUCGCAACCUAACAGCAGUCGAAGCACUCCAGAGGAAACAGGAAGCUUUAGAAAACGAAAUAUCCGCAGUCGAAAACAAAAUAGUGAACGUCCAUCAGAAGGACGCCUUACACCUCAGCACCAAAUACCCCCAGGCUACUCCUCAUUUGGAGGAAACGCUAGGCGUGCUGCAAGAGCAAAUGGAGAAACUCUCGGCGGCCAAAGCGACGCGAAGGGAUUUACUCCAAAAGGCGCUGGCCCAAGAAAAGUUUUUGACCGACGCCAAGCAACUGGAGCAAUGGGUGCUUGAAACCGUCAAGCGAAUGGAGUCCCAGGAGAAACCCAACAGCGUUGCCGACGCCGAGGUCCAAUUGGAGCUCCACAACGAGCUCAAAGCGGAGAUUAACGGCAGAGAUAAAACGUUCCAAGAACUAAUCCACUACGGCAAAAACUGUCCGGAGAAAGACGACCCUAAGAUCGUCGAAAACGUCGCCAAACUCGAGGAUUUGCAGAAGACCAUUCACGACGCGUGGGACGACAACAAGAACAACUUAACGCACUCAUUCGACGUGCAGAUAUUCAACGAGCAAGUCAACCAACUCAACAACUGGCUGGCCACUAAAGAAGCCUUCUUGAACAACGACGACGUCGGCGACACCCCCAGGGCCGUGGAAACCCUCCUGAGAAAGCACAACGACUUCGAAACCAUGCUCGAAAAUCAACUGGGCAGAAUCGACGAACUCGAAGCCGGAGCCAAAGGAAUCACAGCCGACCCCAAGAGAACUAACGAAGAAGUCACCAGCAAACUGGACGCGGUGCUCGCCAGGAAGGAUAAAUUGAUAACGAAAGCGAAACAACGAAAGGAUAUGUUAGAGAAAUCCAAAUCGUUGCAAGCUUUCUUGAGGAACGUGAACGACGUGGAGACUUGGUUGAACCAGAAACUCCAAACGGCAGCCGACGAGAAUUACAGGGAACCCAUCAACCUCCAAAACAAGAUUCAAAAGCACGCCACGUUCGAAGCCGAGGUCAUCGCCAGCGGCGAGAGGAUCCAAAACGUCGUGGAAGUGGGCAAGGAUCUCAUAGCGGCCGAUCACUACGCCGCCACCGAAAUAGGAAUCAGACUGGACGAGCUCGAAAACGACUGGAAGCACCUGCUGGAGCUCUCCACGCUCAAGCGCGACCGACUCAACGAGGCCUGCCAAGCGCUGCUCUUCAACCGAUCCUUGGACGAGUUCGAAACGUGGCUGACGGAGGUCGAGGGCCAGCUCAAAAUCUCCAGCGUCGAGAGCGAUCCGAGCUCCGCGCAGAACAUGCUCAAGAGGCUCGGCGUGCUGGAGAACGACAUUCAACAGCACGCGGAGAAUUGCGAGAUUAUCAACGAGGGGGCCGAGCAGUUCAAGAAGGGCGGGCACUUUCUGGCCGACGAAAUCGACGAAAGGGUGCAGAAGGCCAUAACGCGCUACCACGAGCUCAAAGAACCGCUGGAAGUCAAAAAGGAUCAGCUCGAACUGUCGUCCAAGUUGCAGCAGUUCGUGAGAGACGUCGCCGAGGAGCUGCAAUGGUUGAACGAUCGCGAACCUAUCGUUGCCUCGCAGGACUUGGGUCGGAAUUUAACGGCCGUUCAAAAUCUGCAGAAGAAGCAUCAAAUACUCGAAAGCGAACUAACGUCGAGAGGAACCAUCAUCGAAUCGUUGGUCGUCAGAGCGGAUCAAUUGAUUAGAGCGGGUCACCCGUCGGAGACGGUGAUCAAAACCAAAACCGAAGAACUCCAGGUUAAAUUGGAUCAAGUUAAGGAUCUGGCGAGCAUCCGGAGGCUCAGGCUGCAGGAUUCCCUCGAAGCUCAAGCGUUCUACCAAGACGUGUCGGAGGCAGCCGCUUGGAUCUCCGAGAAGAGACCGCUUCUCGCCACGAAAGAGGUGGGCAAAGACGAGGAUACAGCCAGAUCUCUGCAACGAAAACUGGAAUCGUUGAGCAUCGAAGUCAGAACAUUCCAAACGACUAUACAAAAAUUGGGCAAUGUAGCCGAUAUGCUCGUGGCUAGGAAUCACUUCGACGCGCACAAUAUUGAACAAGCAAAAAUGAAUUUGCAACGAGACUUCGGAGAACUGAGAAAAUUGGUAUCGGAAAGGGAAGUGCGGCUGGCCGAGGCCUUGCAGUAUUUCGGUUUCAUCAACGAAUGCAACGAAGUGCAGGACUGGAUGAAAGAGCAAAUGAACAAGGCCGAUUCCGAGGAGUACGGUAACGAUUUGGAGCACGUGGAAUUGCUCAUUCAGGCGUUCGACAGCUUCCACACGAGCCUAACAAACAGCGAACCCAGAAUACAACAGUGCAUCGAAAACGGGCACUUCAUAAUCGACGCUAAGAGCAGUUACAGUCCUGAUAUACAGCAAAAAAUUAUAGAGCUUCAGAAUUCUUGGGAGGAUCUUUUAGAGCUGGCGAAUGCCAGGAAAGAGGCUUUAGCGGGAGCCAAACAAGUGCAUCUUUUCGACCAGACCGCCGACGAAAUAAUAUCCUGGAUUAAAGAGAAAGAUACCGAUGUUAUUUAUGGAACAUACGUUCCAGAUGUUGAGGUUAUUGAAGAUAUGAUGCGCAAACACCAAGCCUUAGAAACUGAGAUAAAGGCCAUUAAAGAUAAGGUCGAUUUCGUGGAACUGGAAGGAGACCGAUUGAUCGCCGAAUUUCCCGACACGAGAGAACAUAUCGACGAUAAAAGAGAAGAUACAGUUAGUUCCCUCGAAGAUCUUCUGGCGAAAGUAGAGAGGCAAAAAUACUUCUUGCAGCAGAGCGAGCAAUUGCAAUCCUACUUCGAGGAGUACCAAGAUUUAUUAGCUUGGAUAAACGAAAUGCUGGCGAAAAUAACAGCGCCCGAUCUCCCACAAGAUUGCAACGAGGCGGAUCUCCUGCUGGUAAGACACAAUGAAUACAAGGCCGAAAUAAACAGCCGUCUGCCGGCUUUCAAGCAAUUCUACGAAACGGGCUUGGCCUUCAUAGAAAAAGGCCACGCUCUGUCCCAAGAAAUCGAAGACAAAAUCAGGAUACUCCAACAGAAGAUCGAUCUGUUAAACAACACGUGGGAGAAGAGGAACCUGAUAUACGAACAAAACCUGGAUCUCCAGCUGUUCAAACGGGAAGCGGCCACCCUGGAAAACUGGAUAGUGGUGCGCGAAGGCGUCGUGAAAGAUGGAAAAGUCGGAGACACCAUAGGUCAAGUUGAGGAGUUUAUUAGAAAGCAUCGCGACUUCGAAGAGACCAUCAAGGCGCAGGAGGAUCGAUUCAACGCCUUGAGGCGGCAGACUUUGGUCGAGGACGCGUUCGCUCAGCAAAAGAAGCAAGAGGCUCUGGCCAAGAAGGCGGAGAAAGAGCGGCUGGAACUGGAGCGAUUGGAACGGAUGAAAUUGAAGGAGAAGGCCAAAUACACGGAAAUGAGGCGACAGGAAACUAAAGAUUCACCAAGAUUUAGUAAUCUCUCGGACGACACCAGACCGAACUUGACCGUAGAGGAACCCAACGAUUCGACCAAUUCCGUAACCGAGAAUAAUAACAUAUCGAUCAGGAAAACCAAUUCGAUCGCUCACAUGUUCGACCGAGACAGGAUAAGGAGAGGCUCCGAUGUGUCCGUCAAACGAGCCGAAAGUAUGAAAGUCGCCGGAACAGCCAAGCCAGUAAAACGGACUCCAUCGUUUAAUACCAGACGACGUGGAUCAAUUCGAUCUAAAAAUGCAGAAUUAGUCCUGCCGCCGGUGGAAGCGGAAGCGUUCUUGGAGCGAAAGCAACUCCUGUUGCCGGGCCAGAAGCGAGCGACCAGCCGCAACUGGAAGAACUCCUACACCGUCCUCUGCGGGCAAUUGCUCUGCUUCUUCAAGCACAAGGACGACUUCGCGGCGAGCAAGGCGAACGCGCCGCCGCUCAACAUCCACAACGCCGCCUGCUCGGUGGCCGACGACUAUCAAAAGAGGAAGCACACCUUCCGGUUGACCGUCACCGACGGCUCGGAGUUCCUGUUCGCGUGCAACUCCGAAGUGGACAUGAUGGAUUGGAUCAACAAGAUCACGUUCCGGGCGAAGUUGCCGCCGGCGCACCAGCUGCAGAACUUCGAAGUGACUAAAGACCACAACGAGUUCGAGUUGAGCUCGCAGUCUAGCAGAACGUCGAGUCCGGAUGUGGGCGAUGUCGUGCUGAGGCACGAUCCGAAUCAUUCGACGAACGGAAGCGUGUCUUCGUCUAGUACUUCUUACAGACAUACUAUAGGAGGAGGAAGUCCACCGCCUUUACCGCCGAGGAUGAUAGACGUUCCGCUGGGAUACGAUUCGAAAACUCAAACAUCAGAAAGUAGUGGAAGUGUAUAUGAGGGUUACGAUAACUCGUCGAGACAGGAUUGGCACCAGAGGCCGCUGAGUUCGCCGGACUCGAAGGAUUCCAAAAACAUGUCGCACCGAAUUAGGGACUUGUUCGGCAGGAAGAAACGGAAUUCCCAAAUGUAAUUUAAUUUUCUUUGUUGAAAUGUAAAUAAUUUGCAAAUGUUUGUAACACGCAGAACCGUUGUUGACCAAAUCAAGAAGCCUUAUCCCAUGCAAUAUUCUGUAGCGUUUAAGUAUUAAAAGGAAUAUUGAACAAAGUACUUAUCACUCGUGCAAUUUCCGGUGUAGUAUACGUACUUUUGGAAUAUUUUUUUAGGAAUUAAGUGUACAAGAAUGUGUUGUUCUUGUAUUAAUUAUAUGUAUAUCGUUUUUGUAAUGAUUUAGGAAGCUCUUAAUAAUGUUAAAAUAUAUUUUACAUAUUAAAUGACAAAUUAUUGGACGUAAUAAUUUAUAUUAUCUAUAGUUAAAGUAAAUCUAAGGUAUUUUUUUUUUGUUAGUUUACUCAGUUUAUUGUUUUUGUAUUAAUUUAUGCGGUCUUGAAAGUUACCCUGCGACAUUAAGCAAAAAGACAAGACGUAUAUAAUAAAUGUGUAAUUUGUUAUUUUACUUUUAUUAAUUUUUAUUGUCUUUGAACAAACUCGCAUUAUGGUAAUCGUAAUUUAAUUGUAACAUUAAAUUUUGGUUGUGCUUAUAGUUUACAUUUUUUAGGUCCUUUGUUCUUUAUUUCAUUAUUUUUGAAUAUAUUUCAUGUUUUAUAUUUACGAUUAUGUCUUUUAUUGUAUUGAAAUAAAGUUGUACCUACAUUUUUGAUAA